AGACCGAAGAUGGCGAACGAGAGAAACUACGUUAGCUCCGAAAUGGACAUUACACAGUCAACAGACGUGAAAGUAAUCGAUAGUUUCGAGGGAAUGGCUUUGCGAGAGGAUCUGCUGCGGGGCAUCUACGCCUAUGGUUUUGAACGCCCUUCCGCUAUCCAACAACGAGCAAUCACGCCAAUCGUGGCUGGACGCGAUGUUAUCGCUCAGUCACAAUCGGGUACAGGGAAAACCGCGGUAUUCUGUAUCGCGAUGCUCCAGGUGCUUGAAUCUGCAACCAACGAAACACAAAUGCUGACGAUAUCCCCGACACGUGAGCUUGCUGAGCAGACGCAGAAGGUAUGUUUGGCUCUCGGUGACUACAUGAACGUGCAGUGUCAUGCUUGUAUCGGAGGCAAGUCAAUAGGCGAGGAUAUUCGUCGUUUGGACUACGGUGUGCAAAUUGUUAGCGGGACGCCUGGGCGUGUCUUCGAUAUGAUUAAGCGACGUAACCUGCGGACCAGGAAUUUGAAGAUGUUGGUCAUCGAUGAAGCCGACGAAAUGCUGAAUCGGGGUUUCAAAGAACAGAUAUAUGAUAUCUACCGCUACCUUCCACCGUCCACACAGGUUGUUCUCAUAUCUGCCACUAUGCCGCAGGAGGUAUUAGACAUGACUCGUAAAUUCAUGAACGAGCCCGUACGUGUUCUCGUUAAGCGUGAUGAACUCACCUUGGAGGGAAUCAAGCAGUUCUUUGUGGCGGUUGAGCGCGAGGAAUGGAAGUUUGACACGCUCUGUGAUUUGUACGACACACUCACCAUCACGCAGGCUGUCAUUUUCUGCAACACAAAGCGCAAAGUUUCUGCAAUGCAUGGUGACAUGCCUCAGCGGGAGCGUGAUGCCAUCAUGGCCGAGUUCCGGGGGGGCGCGUCUCGCGUUUUGAUUGCGACCGACAUUUGGGGCCGCGGGCUUGACGUUCAACAAGUGUCUCUCGUCAUCUGCUAUGACCUACCCAACAAUCGCGAGCUAUACAUACAUCGCAUUGGGCGCUCUGGAAGAUUUGGCCGCAAGGGUGUUGCAAUUAACUUCGUAAAAAAUGAUGACGUUCGGAUCCUCCGGGAUAUUGAGCAGUACUAUUCGACUCAGAUUGAUGAAAUGCCCAUGAAUGUCGCAGAUCUCAUCUAAAUCCCGGCUGUCGUAACCACCGGCUGGAUGGACACUCACACCUGAUGAUCUUUGGCGAGUGCCGUAGGCUCCCAAGACCUGCCGCAGAAGUACCGUGGACAUACUCUGUGGACUUUUGGACGGGACUUCGGAGGCGGACAGUCACAAUUAUGUUCUCAGAUAUGCGAUGUGCUUAUUGAGGCCCCAGUCCUCCGGAUACUAAGCCUGGCCCUCCAGGUGCUGAGCCUGGCAACGCAAGGCGGCAAACUGGAAUUGCCUGCCCUUGUGCGGCCAAAGCCCCGGCGAAAGCCCCGUCCUGUACAGCGAGGCCCGUCCUACAAACGCCGAAAUCGACGCUAGAGAGCAAGGGUGCUGGUAUAUGCAGGAGCAUGCUCAGACGAAGUCUUGCAAACGUCCGAAGCUCCCCGGGUCGUCUUUGUGUCCGAAGUACGAUGCUGAUAGCAAGAUAGUAAACUCCGGGACAGGG
Messenger RNA from Aureococcus anophagefferens, 1627 nucleotides. RefSeq lists its product as hypothetical. Gene Ontology annotation, cellular component: nucleolus; catalytic step 2 spliceosome. The transcript is spliced from 3 exons. Bases 10 to 1161 code for a protein of 383 amino acids. The record is from RefSeq and is a predicted model, not a curated record. Gene Ontology annotation, molecular function: ATP binding; mRNA binding; RNA helicase activity. Lineage: Eukaryota; Pelagophyceae; Pelagomonadales; Pelagomonadaceae.